AUGGCCUGUAAUAACAAGCUCAUCGGUGCAAGAACUUUUCAUAGCUCGACAAAGCUUGAGCAGUCCAUGCCACCACUGGAUGAAGACGGCCAUGGCACCCAUGUUUCAAGCAUAGCUGUUGGAAAUUUCGUGGAAGGCGCUAAUGUGCUUGGGACUGCCAAAGGUACAGCAGCUGGUGUAGCACCUUUGGCUCACUUGGCAAUAUAUAAAGUAUGUUCAAAUGAGGGUUGUGCCGACAGUGACAUAUUAGCCGCAUUUGACACAGCUAUUGAGGAUGACGUGGAUGUUCUUUCCAUCUCAAUAGGUGGAGGCCCCAUUGAUUCUUUCCUCGAUGAUAUAAUAGCAAUAGGUGCAUUCGGUGCAAUUCAAAGGGGAAUUUUUGUGAGCACAUCAGCCGGGAAUAUAGGCCCAUUCAAUCGGUCGGUGUCAAAUAUGGCCCCAUGGGUACUAACUGCUGGAGCAAGCACCACUGAUAGAAUGGUUAAAGCCACAGCAAGGCUUAAAAUUGGAGAAGAAUUUGAAGGUGAAUCCCUUUUUCAGCCUAGUAAUUUCACGUCUCCAUAUUUGCCCCUUGUUUAUGCAGGCGCGAUUGGAUCAUUGCCAUAUUGGAACCCAGGCACAUUGACAAAUGUCCAGUUAAAAGGAGAGGUGGUGUUGUGUGAAGGGGGAGGGGGAAUGGCAGGAAUAGUCAGAGGGGAACAAGUCAAAAAUGUCGGAGGCUCUGCCAUGAUUCUUAUGAAUGAUGAACUUGACGGCUUCACUCUUACAGCAGAUGAACACGUUCUUCCUGCAACACAAGUGAGUCAUGCUGCUGGGCUAAAAAUCAAAGCAUAUAUAAACUCAACCUCCAAACCAACUGCCACAAUCUUAUUCGAAGGAACUAUAAAUGGAAAACCAUACGCCCCCAUGGUCUCUUCCUCUUCUUCCAGAGGCCCAAGCCGGAUAAGCCCCGGGAUUUUGAAACCAGACAUCAUAGGACCUGGAGUUAACAUUCUAGCUGCAUGGCCAUGGCCACCAGCCAGUUCGGAGAGGAACUUAAGGUUUAGCAGGAACUUUUUCAUGGACUCGGGCACUUCAAUAUCUUGCGCUCACCUAAGCGGCAUUGCAGCUUUGCUCAAGAGCUCCCACCCAAAAUGGUCACCUGCUGCAAUCAAGUCUGCGAUCAUGACAACUGCUGAUGUAUUAAACCUUGCAGGCAAGCCCAUUGCUGAUUACACUAUGAUCCCUGCCCACAUCUUUGCCACUGGUGCAGGCCAUGUGAAUCCAUCAAAAGCAAAUGAUCCUGGCCUUGUCUAUGACAUCCAACCAGAUGACUACAUUCCAUAUUUAUGCGGGUUGAAUUACACAAAUCAUGUAGUAAAGAUGAUAACUCAACGCAAUUUGAAUUGUAUGGAAGUAAAAAGCAUUCCUGAGGCACAACUAAAUUAUCCUUCAUUUUCAGUUGUACUGGGUUCUAGUCCUCAGACAUUUACAAGGACUCUGACAAAUGUUGGCCAGGUAAAUUCAUCUUACACUCUGGAUAUUAUUUCGCCCCAAGGAGUAAGUGUUGGCGUGAGCCCUAACAAGCUUGUAUUCAAGGAGUUGAACCAGAAGGAGACAUACACUGUUACUUUUCUCAAAGAAAACAACAGUGUAUAUGAUGCAGGAGAUCAGAAGUUUACCCAAGGAUAUUUGAAAUGGGUUUCUGGUUAUAAGUAUUCAGUUCGAAGCCCAAUAGUUGUCAUGUUUGAUGAAGCAGAUGCCUGA
Molecule: messenger RNA, 1746 nt
Organism: Corylus avellana
Lineage: Eukaryota; Viridiplantae; Streptophyta; Magnoliopsida; Fagales; Betulaceae
Source: RefSeq, a predicted model, not a curated record